Molecule: messenger RNA, 2431 nt
Organism: Pectinophora gossypiella (pink bollworm)
Lineage: Eukaryota; Metazoa; Arthropoda; Insecta; Lepidoptera; Gelechiidae
Exons: 3
Coding region: 82-900 (272 amino acids)
Source: RefSeq, a predicted model, not a curated record
CGAGCGGCCGCGCUCUCUCUCAGUCAUCGACCGGCUGCUCGCGUGUACCGCGGGCGAGCGUUCGUCUGUAACACGCGCAGCAUGGCCGAGCUCGAGUGGACGCGGGACCUGUCCGUGCGGCUGAUCCAGGAGUACGAGAAGCGGCCGGAGCUGUGGCAGCCGACGCACGACCUGUACCGCGUGCAGACGCUCAAGUACGAGUCGUGGCGCGAGCUGGCCGGCAUGUUCGAGUGCGACGUGGCCGACCUGCGCAAGAAGCUGACGUCACUGUUCGCGUCGCACCGCCGCGAGAAGCAGAAGGUGCGCCGCGGGCGCCGCUCCACCUGGUUCCUGUACCCGCACAUGAGCUUCCUGCCCUCGCACCUCCAUCAGCCCACCAUCACUAGAGAAGCGGCGGACACGCGUGCGCGAGCGCCGAAGAGGAAAGCGCGAGUGGAGCGGGUGUCCAGCACUGAGAGCUCUGAGGACUCCGAUGAUCAGGGCGGAGCUUCACCGGUGCCCUCGGCAGUGUAUAUCAAGCAGGAGCGGGAGCCAGACCCGCCCCGAUUGGCGCGGCGGCCGGGGCGGGUGGACACCCACAAGCGGCGGUGGACGCGGCCCAUGAAGCGGCGCGUGGUGCGCGAGGCGGCGCCGGCGCCCGACAGCAGGGUGGGCGAGGCGCUGAAGCUGCUGCGGCGCACCAGGAAGAAGGACGAGUGCGACAGCUUCGGGGAGUACAUCGCCGACUCGCUGAGGAAGCACGACGAGCGCACGCAGAGCAUGAUCAAGCAGGCCAUCAACAACAUCCUGUUCGAGCAGGAGAUGAAGAAGUACAACGCCGCCAGCGGACAGUACACCGUGCUCAUCGCCGGCAUCGACGAGACCCCGCUCGUCGCCGGCGCCGACGCCACUGACAGGUGAGACCACUGCACGCGGUGGAGAAGUGGUAGAGUGUGUUACCCCCUUAUCCGCAGUUACCGCGACUCAGGCUGCAAUGUAUCUUUAACUUUCUAUCGAUAUUUUAUACUUGUCUGAUUUUUUGCUGGAUAAGUUGGAACUUUUCAACUAACUCCGCUAGUUGACAUCACAAUGAUGACACCAUAAUAUUACCAUCCAAACAUCUACUCCAUGCUGAGUAAAUAUGUCGCUCUGCAACUUUAUACAAUGUUCAAUGUCGUCAUUAUGUUUAAAUAUUGUUCUUUAAAUGAUGAUGACCUAUUUUAAUUGCUAGUCUACUCGUGUUUUGGGUGUGUCGAAUUUCAGCAAAAACGCGCUGAUGACAUCGCAGGCGCAUCGUUGUGUGACUCCAGUUGCCAUGCGCGCAAAGGGGUGAAUUCUGUGAACUGUUGAUGCUUUGCUCCAGUAUUCAUUACAAAACUGAAAUGCACGGCAGUAUCGUGAACGAGUAUGAAGCAAGCAAUCUACGGUGUAUUGAAGUGUGUUCUUUGUUAGGUGUGUUAGCAGGAUGUGUACUGCAAUUACCCAGCAUUAUCCCCUCCGUGCGCGGGCGCGGCCAUUGUGUGUGCUGCUGUGUCGAGGGUGACGCGUGGUCUCUAUACAAUCACACGGCUCAGUUACACUUUCUAUAAAUGUUUAUAAGUUUUUGCUCCAGAACAGUUUUAGCGCGAACUAGAUUGCAGUUUUUGUCGAUUAUGUUAGUUGGUAACUGUACUGCACUGUUGCCAAAAUAGUUCAGGGUUCAAUCCCAGCUGCAGUUAGUCUUGUCGAUGAGCACGGUGUCACCGAAUGUCGGUGUACACUCAAACCACUCGAUGUAUAUAAUUUGUGGCAGGUGUAGUGAACAUCGCUCGUCGCAUCAUUGGAGAGGCCAAAAAUUUAAAAAUAUAGUCCUUAAGGUAAUUUAUAAAUUCUUGUUGAAAUUCUGCAAACCAGUCAUUUUAUUACAACCGAAUAUCAAACCCAAGAAGAUCGAUCUAAAGCCGAGUGCACUUGCUACUGAGCCUGCCACUAUUUAGGAAAUGCACACCCUCGAGGCAGGUAUAUGUACCUGUCUAUCUGAUUCACCGGCGCGGGCGCAGGUGUCGCCCUACUUACCUGCCGCGUCUUAUUCGCAUUGUUCCGCGGAUUCGAACCGCGAUCCGGUUCGUAACGGUCGCUCCCGCUACACUCAGGACAAUCGUCUUUGUACAAUAAAAGGAAUUAAUCGGUGUGCUUCCAGAAUGGUUUAUUAUUCUUAUUAUUAAUAUAAAUAACCUUCAGAUUAUAUGGGUAUUUUGUGGAAGGUACCUUUUUGGGGGUGGGUGUCUGUUAUUGUAUGGGAUACUUACUAAGAUACUUAUAUAUUUGUGUUUGUUGUAUACAGUCUUAGAUUUUUUGUUAUUAUGCGUAAUGGCGAAAAGUCUUUGUUGCAAAUUAAGUUACUCAAUUAAUUAAGAUUAAGAAGACACAGAAAUAGAGACAGUAAAUUUGUAUAAGACAAUAAAUAAAUACA